Messenger RNA from Hippocampus comes (tiger tail seahorse), 1668 nucleotides. RefSeq names its product upstream transcription factor 1 (gene usf1). The record is from RefSeq and is a predicted model, not a curated record. Gene Ontology annotation, biological process: regulation of transcription by RNA polymerase II. The transcript is spliced from 11 exons. Lineage: Eukaryota; Metazoa; Chordata; Actinopteri; Syngnathiformes; Syngnathidae. The coding region runs from base 186 to 1085 and encodes 299 amino acids. Gene Ontology annotation, molecular function: DNA-binding transcription factor activity, RNA polymerase II-specific; RNA polymerase II cis-regulatory region sequence-specific DNA binding; protein dimerization activity.
AGAUCUUUGUUCGUCACAGUGAAAAAUGCUGUCCCAAAAUGUAGCUGACUGUGCAUAGCCUAUCGAUUUAUAACUAACUUUAGGCUGGUGGUAUGAAUCAUUGCAAUGUCCAUCUAUUUGCCACCCAUAAGUGUGGCUGUGGGAGCAAGUGAAGACGGUCUCCUUGUCCAGGACUGUCGCCAGAAAUGAAGAGCCAACAAAAAAGCCCUGAUGCAGAUGGGAGUACUACUGCCAACGAAGAAGGCUCAGUCGCCACUGCAGAAGAUCCAGCUGCAAUUGCAGCUAUCCAGUCUGCUUCCACAUUCACAGAUCAACCCAUCAAAUACUUAUUCAAGACAGAGGGAGGAGUUGGACAAGUAACAUACAGAGUGAUCCAGGUGUCUGACAGCCAGUUAGAGGGUCAGGCAGAUGGAGGUGCCGCAGUGAGUCUGGUCACUGGUUUCCCUGCAACCACUCAGGCUGUCACACAGGCUGUCUUCUCCCAGUCAGAAGGGCUUGAAGGAGAUGGCACCACUGAGACACAGUACACAUACUAUCCUGCCAGCAUCGCUGACGCCACAACGGGGACCAUGGUGACCACAGUGCAGGCAUCUGACACGUUGCUCAGCCAGACUACACCCACGGGGCAGCUCUAUGUGAUGAUGUCACCCCAGGAGGUUUUGACAGGAUCCAGUCAAAGGACAAUUGCACCUCGCACUCAACCAUACAUAGCAAAACAAGAGGCUCCUCGUGGUUCCAGGGAUGAGAAACGCCGUGCGCAGCACAACGAAGUUGAGCGCAGACGUCGGGACAAAAUCAAUAACUGGAUCGUGCAGCUGUCGAAGACAAUACCAGAUUGCAACAUUGAUUACACCAAGACGGGACAGAGUAAAGGGGGAAUAUUGUCCAAAGCCUGUGACUACAUCAAGGAACUCCGACAGAGCAACCUGAAGUUGGGGGAAGAUCUCAGCGCCCUCGAUCGACUUCGGAUUGACAAUCAGCUUCUCCGACAGGAGGUAGAAGACUGGAAAUCCAAGAAUCAGAUCCUGAGGAAUGUGCUACGUCAGCAUGGAAUUGUGGGAUCAUCCAGUACGGACCCACAGUGAAAAGGCUUUGAGGAGCAGCUUUUUGAAGACAACCGCACACGGGCCAAAACAGUACUUGAAAUGCUUUGACUGAGACUCGUGAGGCUUGUCAAGCGUGCAUGAUGUAUAAGGAAAUAAUUGAAUAUUGUCCUAAAUAUUCAACCCAUUGUCUGAAAAUGACACCUUUAAUAUUUUUAAGGGUUUAAAAGUACUUAUUUUAUGCCAAUCUUCAUUGCAUUUCAUUUGAAAGCGAUGAACCGGUCGUCAAAUACCUUCCUCCUACAGCUGUUAGUUCAGCAGUCUCUUUAGAAAGCUCCAUGUGAUGACUGACUGACGGCCUUUCCACAUUGCACUUAGCAACCCGCAGCGCGCCAUUGAGCAAGCCAUUCAUUGCUUAUGUGCUACAAGGAUGGAACGUCGCGUUGCACAAAGUAGGUGCCUGCUGACGUCACUGUAAUACCACUCUCAAAUUGAAAAAUCAGGGGCUAGCGGAGUGAUUUCAGAGUGCGAACAGCAGGACUAGCCUCCCUGUUACUUUCUCGUACUCUCUGUUGCUACACAAGCACUUCUAAAUACUGGCUUGCUUGUUGUUGCGCGCUACCCC